Sarcophilus harrisii (Tasmanian devil) is the source of this 7422-nucleotide messenger RNA. RefSeq names its product oxysterol binding protein like 8 (gene OSBPL8). NCBI's taxonomy places the organism in Eukaryota, Metazoa, Chordata, Mammalia, Dasyuromorphia, Dasyuridae. The coding region runs from base 775 to 3318 and encodes 847 amino acids. Gene Ontology annotation, molecular function: cholesterol binding. The record is from RefSeq and is a predicted model, not a curated record. The transcript has 26 exons. Gene Ontology annotation, cellular component: membrane; intracellular membrane-bounded organelle; cytosol.
AAGCUGGCGAGUGACAGGGAGGGGGCGGUGACGGCGCACUAGAAUGCGAAGCGGUGCGGGACCGCGGCGGUUGGGGUCCGGAGGGAAGGUGGCGCGGCCGAUGACAGCAUUGUCCCGCGACGCCGUCCUAGGAGUUGUGGGCAGCGGCCGCAGCAGUAACCGGGCUAAGGCAGUCCCGGCGUUUGUCGCUUCGGCGACGUGAGCGCUUAAGGGAGUGAGCUCGAGCUUGAGCCGGGGCGCAGAGCGGGCCGAGGCGCGGCCGGGCGCCCCCGCCACUACCCACUCCCCGGGGCCGCGCCCCCAGCUGCGAAGGGAAGUUGUGUGGUCCCGACCCCCGCAGCCGCCUCCUCAGGAGCCCCGUCCUGGGAUAUGAUUUUGCUCCUGAAGACGACCUUAGCAUCAUCCCAGAAAUUUUGGAUAUUCAGAUUUGCAUAAUGACAAAGUAUUAAUUGAAAGAGAAGCAUAACAAAUCCUUAUACAGCAUGGAAACAGUUUUGGCAGAAGGCGGGGAUCUUGAACGAAAUUUGAAGGAGAAAACACCAAAUGAUGUCAUGAAGAGUUCGAUAUACCUGAAAAGACAGAACAACAAGAAAGAAAGGGAUUUAUUAAACAUAAUUCAGUGAAAUAGAAGUGAACAUCACUGAUAGCACAAGUGCAGAUUCCAUCCUAAUAUUUUUUCUGAACCUAGUGCAUGUUGGUGAUGCCAAAGAUGUCCAUGGGCCAUCAACUUUGGUAACAAACAGUGAUGAUUCACACCUUCUGACCUCAGUGAAGAUGAAUCAGCGACAGGGAAAAGAAACCUACUUAACUCCAACCAAAGAUUUGCUUCAGCCAUCCCUGAGUCCAGGAAUUGCUCAUAGUCAGGGUUUUGAAAGAGGAAAGGAUGAUCUUGCUCAAAAUAAAGAAGAGGCAUCACAUUCAAUGUCAAAAAGCAAGUCUGAAUCCAAACUUUAUAAUGGCUCAGAGAAGGACAUUUCAUCUUCAAGCAAGCUCACCAAAAAGGAAUCUCUUAAGGUACAAAAGAAAAAUUACCGAGAAGAAAAGAAGAGAGCCACAAAAGAAUUACUAAGUACAAUCACAGAUCCUUCAGUUAUUGUUAUGGCUGAUUGGCUUAAGAUUCGUGGUACACUUAAAAGCUGGACCAAACUUUGGUGUGUCUUGAAACCUGGAGUGUUGCUGAUUUAUAAAACCCAAAAAAAUGGUCAGUGGGUUGGAACAGUGCUUCUGAAUGCCUGUGAACUUAUUGAGCGACCAUCCAAAAAGGAUGGCUUCUGUUUCAAACUUUUUCAUCCUUUGGAACAGUCCAUUUGGGCAGUUAAGGGCCCAAAAGGUGAAGCAGUUGGAUCUAUAACUCAGCCAUUACCUAGCAGUUAUUUGAUCAUCCGAGCUACUUCAGAAUCAGAUGGUAGGUGCUGGAUGGAUGCUUUGGAAUUGGCUUUGAAAUGUUCCAGUCUUCUUAAACGCACAAUGAUCAGGGAAGGUAAAGAACAUGACCUGACCAUGUCAUCAGAAAAUACACAUGUGACUUUGUAUGGCUUACUACGUGCUAACAAUCUUCAUAGUGGUGACAAUUUCCAAUUAAAUGACAGUGAAAUUGAAAGACAACAUUUUAAGGACCAAGAUAUGUACUCUGAUAAAUCUGAUAAGGAAAAUGAUCAUGAACAUGAUGAAUCUGACAAUGAGGGAAUUGGGAAAAGUGAAGAAAGUGACACAGAUACAUCAGAAAGACAGGAUGAUUCCUACAUUGAACCUGAGCCUAUUGAACUUCUGAAAGAGACCACUUACACAGAGCAGGGUCAUGAAGAACUUGGAGAGGCAGGUGAGGCUUCUCAAACAGAAACUGUAUCCGAAGAAAACAAAAGUCUUAUAUGGACACUGCUGAAACAAGUGCGGCCAGGCAUGGACUUGUCCAGGGUUGUUCUGCCUACAUUUAUCUUGGAACCUCGUUCUUUUCUGGAUAAACUCUCUGAUUACUACUAUCAUGCAGAUUUCCUUUCUGAGGCAUCUCUUGAAGAAAAUCCUUAUUUCCGCUUAAAAAGGGUAGUGAAAUGGUAUUUGUCAGGAUUCUAUAAAAAACCAAAGGGAUUAAAGAAACCAUAUAAUCCUAUACUUGGUGAGACUUUCCGCUGUCUCUGGGUUCAUCCAAGAACAAACAGCAAAACUUUUUAUAUUGCCGAACAGGUGUCCCAUCACCCACCUAUUUCUGCCUUCUAUAUUAGCAACCGAAAGGAUGGGUUUUGCCUUAGUGGUAGUAUCCUGGCCAAGUCCAAGUUCUAUGGAAAUUCUCUAUCUGCUAUACUGGAAGGAGAAGCACGUUUAACUUUUUUGAAUAGAGGUGAAGAUUAUGUGAUGACGAUGCCAUAUGCUCAUUGUAAAGGAAUUUUGUAUGGAACAAUGACUUUGGAGCUUGGGGGAACUGUUAACAUUACAUGUCAGAAAACUGGAUAUAGUGCGAUACUUGAAUUCAAAUUAAAGCCAUUUUUAGGUAGCAGUGACUGUGUUAAUCAGAUAUCAGGGAAGCUUAAACUGGGAAAAGAAGUGUUGGCUACUUUGGAAGGCCAUUGGGAUAGUGAAGUUAUUAUUAAUGAUAAAAAGACUGAUUCUUCAGAGAUCUUCUGGAAUCCAACUAGUGAAAUUAAACAGCGGAGACUAAUAAGGCACACUGUAAAAUUUGAAGAACAGGAACCAUUUGAAUCAGAGAAGCUGUGGCAACGGGUUACUCGGGCCAUAAAUGCCAAAGAUCAGACAGAAGCUACUCAAGAGAAAUAUGUUUUAGAAGAAGCUCAAAGAAAGGCUGCCAGAGAACGGAAAGGGAAGAAUGAAGAAUGGGUUUGCAAGUUAUUUGAACUCGAUUCAGUCACAGGAGAAUGGCAUUACAGAUUUUCUGAUACCCGACCAUGGGAUCCUCUGAAUGAUCUGAUACAGUUUGAAAAGGAUGGUGUCAUCCAAACUAAAGUCAGACAUCGGACACCAAUGGUUAGUGUUCCCAAAAUGAAGCAUAAGCCAAGUAGGCAACCGAAGAAAGUGAUAAAAGGCUAUUCCUCUCCAGAACUUGAUAUCCAGGACUCCUCUGGAAGUGAAGCUCAAGUACUAAAACCAAGUUCAAGAAGAAAGAAGACAAUAGAUCUUGCAGACCUGCAGAGUUCCAUUGAAUCUAUAAAACAAACACAGGAAGAAAUUAAAAGAAAUAUUAUGGCUCUACGAAAUCAUCUUAUUUCAAGUUCAACUGCCACAGACUAUUUCCUACAACCGAGAGACUACUUCAUCAUUUUCUUGCUGAUUUUGCUACAGAUCAUAAUAAACUUCAUGUUUAAGUAGAAUUCUUUACACAAUUGAGUGAAUUAAAUGGAAUGAUUAGAUUUAUCCUGGGACCAUUUUUCAAGUUGGUUUGGACUUUAUUCAAACAAUGCAAUAUUUCUUAAAAGAACCUUAGAGAUAAAUCUAUAAGGUUUGACCUCUCAUGCCUUGUAUCCUUAACGGGAACAAGACCUGUCCUUUCUGGUUAACGUGAAAAUUGCGUAAGUGCCAGAAUAUUUCUUGUUUUUAUCCAUGUGUUUUUAUCUGUGUGCAUCUGUGCAUAUACAUCCUGUAGGUAUUAGUUCCUAAGAAUAGUCAUAUAUUCUAUAGUAAUGUUUCAAUCUGUAGUCAUGUAGUGUUGUUAACAAAAGGUUAUUAAGUUUGUACAACUAUGUACAGUAAUCAGUUUUCUGUAUAAAACAGGCAUACAACUUUUAUUGAUAAGGACUUACAUUAUGGGGAAAAAUAGAGAAAUAGAUCUAAAGAAUUUGCUGUACUGUACACAGAUGACUUCCAAAGGACCUAACUUUUAUCUCUUUCUUUUUGGAAAUAUAAAAAGAAAAAUAUGUUGAUGGUACACACAAAUACACACAAUGACACAUUGGAUCAAAAAUCAAAUUUACAUGAAGGGUUUUUGUUUUUUGUGUGGACUCUUAGCAUAUGUUUAAUGUAGAUAACUUUUGGUAUGGACAUAUUUACGCAUGUACAUGUAGAAAAGUUCACUUUAUUUUCUAUGUCUAGUAAUGACCUUUGUAUUGUCUUUGUCAUGUUUGAUGACUCCUUGAGCACAUCUUAGAAAAAAUUUCUGUAAAUUUAUUUCUUUAAGCAAGACCUGCCAACAUUCAUGGCCUUCUACCACUUUGAUUAUUAUGAAUCUAAAUUUCAAGAAAACAAGAGAACUUAAUUUCAUUGUAGUAAAUUUGAAAAAAAAAAAAAACUUAUUGGGUAUUAAAUUAUCUUUGCUAUCUGAAUUUUUUUUACUGUAUGCCCUAGAACUCAAAAGUGAGUAUUGUUUAUGAUACAGCCUAGAGCAAUUCUAAGUGGUUUAUGAAACAGAGAAAUGAGAUGAUUCAGGUAAUUUCAUCAGUAAGUGGUUUGUUUUAGGAAUGCUUCUUGAGCUUUUAUUUAUACCUUAAACUGUUUAAUGGUUGAAAAGCACAGAAGACUAUUAAAAUUUUACAUCAAAGCCAAAAGGAGAUAGAAAAUGAGAAAUAAUGAUCUAAAGAUUCUGCAAAUGAUUUUUUUAAAUUACUCUUAAGAAAUACAGCAGUGUUACAUACCUAAGAAGAGUUUAGCAACUUAAUCCUUUAUUUUUAUCCUUAUUCUUAGUAAUUUAAAAAAUGUAAAUCAUAUUGCUGUAAGAUCUUGUUUUAUGUUUAAAGCUCCAUGAUACAAAGUAAGACAAUUUAACUUUUUCAUUUAAGAUGUUAGAUUUUUUUUUGGAUUUUUACAAGCUUUUUAUAGUCUUCAGAUGCAAUUUUUGUGAAUUACUUAAAGUAGUUAAUUAUAAAAGACUUUUUGUAAUAUUGAAAAAAAGAUUCUGAGACUUGCUGAUAAUAAGGGCAAAAAGAUGUAACUCUCAAGUUUUGACUUUAACAGAAUAAAAACUACAAGCCAGUAAGUAAGAUUAAAAGACAUAUGGUAAACUAUGAAAACUGAGGAGUCUACGUCUGACUGAAUUAAGUAUCCCAAGUAGAAUGUUUGGGUAAUAUGAAUCUAACAUACACACAUGAAGAGCUGAUUUCUCCUGCGUAAUUAGGAAAAUAAAUAUGCCUACUUAUUCAGUUGGAAAUAAUCAUAUAGGUAAAGAAAAAAAGAUUAUAUCAAACAUUUCCAUAUUAGAAACCACAGUGUUGCAACUUACACUUUGCAUUUUCUCUACUUAUUCAUUCCAUUGCCAGUGUUUAGCCUGUCUAGAUAUCUGUUGUAGUUUUUAAAAAGAUAUUUAAAUGUGUAUUUGUGUUACAUAUAUUAUGUUACCUUUAUAUUUCAAUUCUAGUUUAAAAUUGAAACUUUUUUUUGGUGAUGAGUUGAGGAUGAUGAGUGGUUGGUGACCAGGUCAAUCUAUUUUUAUUCUUAUGUUUGAAUAUAAUUGUUAAGAUAUAGAUGUGCUAGAAAAAUAUCCCUUCUUAACCACAACUAAAAAGUGGUUGCUUGCUCCUUAACCCAUCUGAUAUAGGUUCAGUUUUUAACUAAAGAGGCAGAGGAUAUUUCACGGAAUUUGCAAAAGUGAAAAUAAGAUUUUUCAUGACUGUUUUAUUAUAUGCUUAAAAGCACAUAUCGAAUACAAUAUAUCCUAAUGUUUUUAGUCACAUGAAGUACCUUUCUGUGAGCUGAACAUGACACUCAGGAAUUGGUGGCUUAGUAUUAGACCAAUGCUGGUAAUAGGCUUGGUAUAAGAAUCCUUCAAAACACAUAAUUAGCUCGUAUUUAGCCAUAACAUGUGUUGAGACCUUGAAUGUUCUUUGAGAGUAACCUGUUUUUUCAUCUACACAUGAUUCAGAAAAACUGUGAUUGUAUAGUUUGCAGUUAUCUGAGGCUGGUGCCUCCUUCUGGGCUAAACUCCUUAUGACCUGUUUUCUCAUUUUAUUACUCUUUUUUUUUUUUUUGCAUAAAAAUUUAGAGAAAUGUUAUUAUUUUUAAAUGUUAACCUUUAGUUUUCUUUUAGUGAGAUGCAUUUGGUCUAUCAAAAAAGAGUAUGUGAGUCAUGUGAAAUGUUAAGUAGAGUUAUAGCAAUAGAUAAUUUUUCCUAAAUAUUUCACAUGUCACUACUUUUUUGUAGCACUUAUAAAGGUACAGUACAGUUUUAUUCAUAUUAGCACAAAUAGCCAUCUGCAUUGUAUUAAAUUUUGCCUUGUAAAAUAUAAUACUCAUUUAAUAUUUAUGCUUUUGUGCCUCUAAGGAAAUCUUUUUGCCAGUUGUAUUUACUGAGACAAAAAUCUGAAUUGAAAGUAUUUGUUAAUCAGUAGAUUUUUUUUUUUAAAAGGGUCACUGUCACUUUUCUUUUAUAAAUAUAUUUAAACAGUAACUCUGUAGUUUUAUAAGGGUUUGUCUAAUUAUUGUACUUAAAAUUAUAUCCUCCACUCUUCAGAUAUCACAGAAAUAGAUUUGCCAGAUUCUUUCUGAGUAUUGUAAACAGUGCCUUUUAAUGAAUUCACACUGUUUGGGGAUGUAUAAAGAACUUGUUAAUUUGUGCCAUAUAUAUAUUAAAAAAAACUUUUGUGGGAGGCAGUUAAGUUACUUAUAACUUUUUGAAACCUAUCUCACUCUUAGUCAAAUAUCUAAGGAAACAAUAUAUACAAUUCCAUUUUUUCCCCUAGUUUUUAGUUUUUCUACUGAGUGGUAAACAUCUGUGCUGUUUGUUUUCUGUACAGUAAUGGUAUAAUGCAUUGUGGCAUUAUUGAAGAGCCAUAAAUGACACCAUAGAUUACAAUGGAUUCAUUAUGUAAAAUAUGCAAAAAAUUAAACUUAAUAUUUAAACCUAAAUUGACAUUUUAAACUAUCUGAAAAACAACAACAUAGAAAUGAAUAAAUGUUUACAUUUCAACUUUUGCUUAACUGGGGAAAUGAUUCCUUAAAAUGCAUAGCCUGCCACUAAUAUGUACCUUUAUUUCAUUUUGUUCUAGUUAGAGAAUGUCAUAUUGGCAUUUUUUAAUUUUCUCUUUUGUUACUUUUAACAUAUUGCUUGUUUUUAUACUGUUACAUUUUAAAAAUGAAAAUUGACUGUUAAAAGUUGUAUAGGACCAGUGUCUCAUUAAUUAAUCUGAUUAACAUAUAUAUAUAUAUUUAUAUGAAUACAAGUAUAAACAUAUAUAUAGAAGAGCCACAAAGAAACCCAUGACAAAAUGAAUGUGAAUGUUCUUCCUAAAAUAUUUAGAAAAUUUAUUUCAUGUUUCUGCAUCUUUCAUGUAAAAUUAUUUUAGUGUCACAUUACUGAUAAAGUUAUUUAAAGAAAAAUGUAAUGUAACAAAGAUAAUGAGCCACAAAAAUUCAACUGGAGUUUUCACUGUAUGGCAUGCUAAGUGUAAACCCAUGUAAACAUCUGGUUAAUGGCCACUUGUAAAUUAAAGCACUACCACUGGUCAAGUUUUGUAUGAUUAAUAGAAUAAAGAGAUAUUAUCUGCA